Messenger RNA from Synchiropus splendidus (mandarinfish), 914 nucleotides. RefSeq names its product small nuclear ribonucleoprotein polypeptide C (gene snrpc). The transcript is spliced from 6 exons. Gene Ontology annotation, cellular component: nucleus; U1 snRNP. Gene Ontology annotation, biological process: mRNA splicing, via spliceosome; mRNA 5'-splice site recognition; spliceosomal snRNP assembly. Gene Ontology annotation, molecular function: zinc ion binding; pre-mRNA 5'-splice site binding. The record is from RefSeq and is a predicted model, not a curated record. Lineage: Eukaryota; Metazoa; Chordata; Actinopteri; Syngnathiformes; Callionymidae. The coding region runs from base 189 to 626 and encodes 145 amino acids.
CCCGUCGUCCUUGAAUGACAAUGUUGAAUGUGUUUCUAGCACAGGGUGCAUGUGGCCGCGCAACAGGCCUCUGCUGCGUUAUAAAGCGAUCUACUCAGUAGGAACCCAUCUUUCUCAGAGGCGGAACUAACUAUCGGCGGGCCCUUUAUUGUGAACACCAGUGUCGCGCUCUACGCGGAGCUCGAAACAUGCCUAAGUUUUAUUGUGACUAUUGCGACACCUACCUCACGCACGAUUCGCCCUCUGUGAGGAAGACCCACUGCAGUGGCCGAAAACACAAAGAAAAUGUGAAGGACUACUAUCAGAAAUGGAUGGAAGAACAGGCUCAGAGCUUGAUUGAUAAAACAACGGCUGCUUUCCAACAGGGAAAGAUUCCUCCCACACCGUUCCCUGGUGCCCCUCCCCCAGGCGGUCCCCCACGACCAGGUAUGCUGCCGACUCCCCCUAUGGCUGGACCGCCCAUGAUGCCCAUGAUGGGACCCCCUCCGAUGAUGCCCGGCGGGCCUGGCAUGAGACCUCCGAUGGGAGGGCCGAUGCCAAUGAUGCCAGGCCCCCCACACAUGAUGCGUCAUCCUCGGCCCAUGAUGAUGCCAGUCAGACCGGGCAUGAUGCGACCAGACAGAUAAGACCACGUGGAUUCCUCAUUGUUGCUGUCAACACUCACCCACAACACAGAGCUUCACCAGUCCGACUGUUUCUGUGUGGUAUUUAUAUUGGUGGUGCCCAAUCUUUCACCUCAGUUUUUAGACAUUUUUUAAAAACAUUUUCCCCUGUGUUGGAAUAUUCUCCCUGAAUAAGUUUCAUUUUUUUCCUUUUUUUUUAGAUUGAUGUGUAAUUUUUUUCCUUACAAAAUAAAUUACUCAUUCACAACUUCGUUUUUGUGCUUGAUGCAGAAAUGAAACGCACCCACUUCU